This is a messenger RNA of Pseudogymnoascus verrucosus, 2270 nucleotides long. RefSeq lists its product as uncharacterized. NCBI's taxonomy places the organism in Eukaryota, Fungi, Ascomycota, Leotiomycetes, Thelebolales, Thelebolaceae. The coding region runs from base 481 to 2088 and encodes 535 amino acids. The record is from RefSeq and is a predicted model, not a curated record. Gene Ontology annotation, cellular component: membrane. Gene Ontology annotation, molecular function: transmembrane transporter activity. Gene Ontology annotation, biological process: transmembrane transport. The transcript has a single exon.
AAUACCGAAAUUCUAAAACCCGUCAGACUCGAGCACCACGGAAUGCGAGUGGCAAGAUAAGAAUACUGCGCUGGACCCUGCAUUUCACAGAUUAUAAAUGUAGACUACGCUACAUAUAGCAAUUUGAGGAGAUGUGUUCGUCUGCAAGAUUACGUCUGCAAGAUUAUCAGCGAGCUUUGUAGCCGUUGUAUAGUCCAGGAUCUGGGGAAACGCGAUAUGGCCCCUGAAGCCGCACGCCGGAAUCUGGGGUACUGAUAAUGGUAGAGGCUGUAUCACUCGUCUUGAUGCUUUCUAUCAAAGUAUAAGGAAACCACCCUCUCUGGGUUGUUGCUUACUUUCAAUUACUUUCUAUACCGAAUAUUCAUUGAAUUCUCGCAUGACAAGUUUACAUCAUUCCAUACGAACCUUGAGAUUCCACAUUACUAUAUCUCCUUACAUAUACAUUCGGAUUGGCGCCAUAUCGCCAACACCGCCAUUAUCAUGGGCGCUGAAACUCAUCAUCAUAUUGAAAACACAACGAAAGCCCUCGACGACGUCGACGAGAACACUCAAGAUGCCCUCGAUUUAGCUGCCAUGGGCCAUGAGCAAUCGCUCAUACGAAAGUUCAACAUAUGGAGCAUGCUCGCACUCGCCUUCAGCGUCUUGGGUACCUGGGCAGUCUUCGCCCAAGAUCUUGCGAUCGGCUUGGCCAAUGGAGGGUCCAUCACCAUCCUCUGGGGCCUAUGUCUCGUCACAUUCUGCAAUCUUUGUGUUGCCGUCUCUCUGGGCGAGAUGUGUAGCGCUAUGCCCACUGCGCUUGGGCAGGCCUAUUGGAUCCAUCGCCUUCUUAAUACACCACGCGGAAGGUUCAUUUCGUACAUGUGUGCGUGGAUAAACACAUUCGGUUGGUGGGCUCUCAAUGCGUCGCAGAUUGCUUUUAUGACAAAUUUCGUUCUGGCAAUAAAGACUAUAUUUGACAGCGACUGGGAAGGUGGUACUAAAGGUUGGCUGCAAUUUGUCGUCUAUGUUGGCAUCACAAUUUUGUUCACUGUUGUAAAUGCCGUUGCAUGCCGGAGAGAUGCUGUUCUCCCAUGGUUCAAUAACAUCGUCGCUAUUCAAUUUGGUGGCCUAUUUAUCGUCAUCUCACUGGCUAUGCUUAUCUCUGUUGGUACACGCAUGGACUUGCAUUUCCAGUCUGGAGCUUUUGUGUUUGGCACAUGGGUUAAUCAGACUGGCUGGCCAGAUGGAAUUACAUGGUUCACCGGUCUCAUUCAGGCAGCAUAUGGUUUAACAGCUUUCGAUUCUGCGAUUCACAUGGUUGAAGAGCUCCCUUCACCUCGAACGAAUGCGCCUCGAGUCAUGUACCUUGCUGUUAUUUCCGGCGCUGUAUCUGGUGGACUUUUCAUGGUAGUUUGCUUGUUCUGUAUCCAAGACCUAGACAGCAUUCUCAACUCCGACCUGCCAUUUAUACAAUUGGUCACUGGCGUAGUUGGUCAGGGUGGUGGUGCAGCUUUGAUCAUUUUGUUCGUGAUCAAUGGAUUGGGACAAGGGGUUAGCGUCAUGACGACGGCGUCACGUCUUACCUGGGGCUUUGCCCGCGAUGGAGGGUUGCCUUGGAGCCAAUACUUCUCGAAUGUGAACAAGACGUGGAAGGUUCCCAUUCGGGUUUUGUGGGCGAACGGAGUCAUUGCCGCCUUAAUUGGCACUCUCUACCUCUUCUCGAAUACCGUGCUGGAGGCAAUCGUGAGUGUCAGCACCAUUGCACUCACGAUAUCGUAUGCGAUGCCAAUCUUGACGCUUGUCAUUGUGGGCCGAGACAAGCUUCCACCCGGAAAAUUCAUGCUUGGUCGUUGGGGAUAUUUGAUAAAUUGGAUCAGCAUUGUAUACUGCUGUAUUACAACUUUUUUUUUCUUUUUUCCAGGCGCACCUAACCCAGCUCCGGCGGACAUGAACUAUGCCAUUGCCGUGUUUGGGGUCAUGCUCAUAAUUUCGGUGUUGUUUUGGUUCUUCGGAGGGAAACGGACCUACUUACGAACGGAUGGAGCUAUGCGGGAGGUCUUCCUUGCAACGCAGCUUGAGAACGGUAGAGAUAAGGUAGCGAAGGAUUAAAUGUACCUAAAUUUAUAUAUUCAGCGUUUUUAGGAAUUUAUCUGUAAAAUAUUAUUAUUUGUGCCACCACGCCCCUGUUUACGGGUGGCGUGACAUGGGCGACCCUUUUGCUGGGUUUCUACGGGUUGGGUCUAAUGCCAGACUGAGCUCCAUCGAAGGAAUUAGCCAGAGCCAUCAAUGAC